UUGGUGGGUAAAACGCAAUCACCGCCUUCUCCCCUUCUUCUCGUGCAUUUCCAAAGCGUUAUGCGCUUGCCUGCGUGUAUGUGCAGAGAGAGGAAGCUCUGGUGAGAGUGAAGAGAGAGAAAUCUAGAUCUUGGAAGUAAUUGAGUGAGUGCGAGGAAGGCGACAUUGACGUGCUGCUGGUGCAAGCGUGAGAGAUCUCAGAGAGUUAUGGAGUUCGCGAGGGUUGAUGUCAGCCCGCGAUGGAUCUCGUGCUGCUUCCUCAUCGUCUUCUUGUUCUUCGCCAAGGCUCACUCUUUUUACCUCCCCGGUGUCGCUCCCCAAGAUUUCCAGAAGGAUGAUCCUCUGAAGGUGAAAGUCAACAAACUGGCAUCUACAAGAACCCAGCUUCCCUAUUCCUACUAUUCCCUUCCUUAUUGUAAGCCAGAUCGCAUUGUGGAUAGUGCAGAGAAUCUUGGUGAAGUUCUUCGUGGUGAUCGUAUUGAGAAUUCCGUUUAUGAGUUUCGUAUGAGGGAACCACAAAUGUGCAAUAUUGCAUGCAAUCUUGUUCUUAAUGCAAAAACUGCCAAAGAUUUUAAGGAGAAGAUAGAUGAUGAGUAUCGGGUGAACAUGAUUUUGGAUAAUCUUCCUCUUGUUAUGCCCAUCAAGAGGCCAGAUCAGGAUUCUAUCAUCUAUCAACAUGGUUUCCAUGUUGGUCUUAAAGGAAUAUAUGCCGGAAGCAAGGAUGAGAAGUAUUUUAUACACAACCACUUGACAUUUACCGUCAAGUUCCACAAAGAUGCACAAACUAAUGCUGCUAGAAUUGUCGGAUUUGAAGUGAAACCCUUCAGUGUGAGACAUGAAUAUGAGGGUCAAUGGAGCGGAAACAACACAAGACUAACAACCUGUGAUCCUCAUGCCAAACGUACAGUUACAUCCUCUGAUUCUCCCCAAGAAGUUGAAGAUAAGAAAGAAAUAGUCUUCACAUAUGAUGUUGAAUUUCAGGAGAGUGAAAUCAAGUGGGCAUCAAGAUGGGACACAUAUCUCUUGAUGACUGACGAUCAGAUCCACUGGUUCUCAAUAGUAAACUCUCUGAUGAUUGUCCUUUUUCUUUCGGGAAUGGUGGCCAUGAUCAUGUUACGAACUCUGUAUCGUGAUAUCUCCAAAUACAACCAGUUGGAAACCCAGGAAGAAGCUCAGGAGGAAACUGGAUGGAAGCUUGUCCAUGGGGAUGUAUUCAGACCCCCAACAAACUCAGAUCUGCUCUGUGUUUAUGUCGGAACAGGCGUUCAGUUCCUCGGCAUGACGUUAGUGACAAUGAUUUUUGCCGUUUUGGGUUUCUUGUCCCCCUCAAACCGUGGAGGGUUAAUGACAGCUAUGCUUCUUCUCUGGGCCUUCAUGGGCGUCUUGGCUGGGUACUCGUCAGCCCGCCUUUACAAAAUGUUUAAAGGAUCCGAGUGGAAGAAAAUAACUCUCCAAACGGCUUUCAUGUUCCCAGGAGUCUUCUUUGCCGUUUUCUUUGUGCUCAACGCUCUCAUAUGGGGUGAGAGGUCAUCUGGGGCUGUACCGUUCGGGACAAUGUUCGCUUUGGUUUUCUUGUGGUUUGGUGUCUCAGUCCCACUUGUAUUUGUGGGUAGUUACGUAGGGUUUAAGAAGCCAGCCAUUGAGGGGCCUGUUAAAACAAACAAGAUUCCAAGACAAAUACCGGAACAGGCAUGGUACAUGAAUCCAAUAUUCUCAAUCUUGAUCGGGGGAAUUCUCCCUUUCGGGGCGGUCUUCGUUGAGCUCUUCUUUAUCCUCACCUCCAUCUGGUUGCAACAGUUUUACUACAUAUUCGGUUUCCUCUUUGUUGUUUUUGUCAUCCUCAUAAUCACUUGUGCGGAGAUAACGAUCGUUCUCUGCUACUUCCAGCUGUGCAGCGAGGACUACCUGUGGUGGUGGCGGUCCUACCUCACUUCAGGCUCUUCAGCUUUCUACCUCUUUGUUUAUGCAGGCUUCUACUUCUUCACUAAGCUGGAGAUCACUAAGCCGGUCUCAGGCAUACUCUAUUUUGGGUACAUGCUGAUUGCUUCAUAUGCUUUCUUUGUUUUGACUGGUACCAUUGGGUUCUAUGCUUGCUUUUGGUUCACAAGGCGUAUCUACUCGUCGGUGAAGAUUGAUUGAUUAAGUCUGAGCAUUGGAAUGCGCUGUAGCUGGUCAGUCAGUGAUUGAACAAAGGGUUGUCUAAUUGUGUAUCUUCAAUACCAUUAUUAUUACUCUGCUACUGCUUCAAGAUAUCUUUUUGUUGAUUUUAGGCUUCUUUAUAAAUCUUCCCAAGAAACACAUUGAGAUGAAAAAGAUGAGGGUUUGCUUCAUUAAUGGAUGGAUGGUUCGGUAUGAUAUAUAUAAAAAAUUCUAUUAUGCAAUGUGUAUUGUACCAGAGUUUUCAGUACUAAGAUAUUACUAAAAUCCUCC
Messenger RNA from Cuscuta europaea, 2430 nucleotides. The record is from the annotation of a GenBank genome assembly. Lineage: Eukaryota; Viridiplantae; Streptophyta; Magnoliopsida; Solanales; Convolvulaceae.